Messenger RNA from Grus americana (Whooping crane), 7244 nucleotides. RefSeq names its product zinc finger protein 821 (gene ZNF821). The transcript is spliced from 10 exons. The coding region runs from base 5666 to 7012 and encodes 448 amino acids. The record is from RefSeq and is a predicted model, not a curated record. Gene Ontology annotation, molecular function: DNA-binding transcription factor activity; RNA polymerase II cis-regulatory region sequence-specific DNA binding. Gene Ontology annotation, biological process: regulation of transcription by RNA polymerase II. NCBI's taxonomy places the organism in Eukaryota, Metazoa, Chordata, Aves, Gruiformes, Gruidae.
GACGCGGUGUCUCCUGAGAAAGAAGCGGCAGCGGCACAAGCGAGAGGACAGUGGCGCUGAGGAACUAAAUGACCCAGCGGAGGGAUCCUGUUCGAGCGAGUAUCUGAGAAGUACUCCCGAUAGGCGCCCGCCGGUCCCCGCCCCCGGGCGCAGGGGUUCCGCCAGCACAGCGUUCCGCCUGCGGCUCCCCCUACCAUGAGCCCCGCCUCUACGGGGCACAGGAGACGUUCGGCUGAAGACACCGCGCGGGGUCGCGGGCGGGCGGAAGGAAGGGUCUCCGGUUCUCUGAGAGCCAGGCGGCGGUGGCGCCUCUGUGAGGGAGACUCGGGCCGAGGCUGACCCCGGUCCCAGUCCCGGUCCCAGGCUGCAGUACUGCCGCCGCGUUUCUGCGGGGCGGCGCAGCCCCGAGGGGUAAACGAGAUUCUGGUGAGCUCGGGUAGCACAGGAGCAGCCGCUUCCCGACCCGGGCGAGAGGAGAGGCAGCUGCCAGCGGAGGGGGCCGGAGCUCGGCGCCGCUUCCCGAGCUGCCCGCCGGGGUACGGGAGACCCGCAGCUGGCACGAAUGAACUCCUUCGGGCAGCCAGGAGCUGCUGGCUGGGACGGAUCCAUGAAAAACAGGUGAGCCCUCUGCUGAGGGAACGAACACUCUCUGCUCCCAGGUCGGGGAAACAUGUCCCGUCGGAAACAGACCACUCCUAACAAAGUUCACUGGACUGUAAGAAGAGAAACUGAACUCUGUGCAUCAGGGAAGCUGGCCUUGUCCUGGCAUGGCAGGACAGGGAUAGGCUUGAACAAACAACUAAUGCUGUAAAGGUAGGUGUGUACGUGCAAGGCCUGUAGCUGUGCUUUGCAUUCACACUGUCACAAGUGCAAGUUAGUGUACUAAGAAAUGUGACUUCGGGGCUCUGGCCCAUCUUGGGUAGCAAAGGAAGUUCUAGGCAAGGUGGUUUGAGUGUGUGGCUGAAAGCCAGGAAGUCCUGGGUUCUGAUCUUUGCCCUACCACAGACUCAACCGACUGGCCUUGGACAUGUUACUUAAGCUCACUGUACCUCAGCUUUCCACCAGAUAAUGUAAAUAAAGCCAUUUGCUCUUUCCUUGCAGGGAGUGGGCUGUGGCUAAGUAAUUUACUGGACAGGUAAAUGCUAUCUGUCAGAUCAUUCUUGAGCUGAGCUGAUAGGAUGGGUCUCUGUUUUUCCAGCAUUGUCCAGACCCUAGCAUUUGUGUGGUAGUGAAUGGGCUGAAGAUGCUGUACAUCAGCACUUCUUGUGGGCAGGCUACAUCAAGAUGUUAGCGGAGCUGGGAGACACGUAUGGAUGUUUGGCUGCAAAGGGGAAACUGCAUAUAUACAGCUUUUGUUUGACUGAUUGCAGCAGGGGGAAGUUAGGGCUACUGAAGCUAUGCCCUUGUUCAUUCCCAGCAUAGUGGCUGGAGACACAUUUGGAAUUUGGUCUGGAAUGAGGAAAACAAAUUUCCACUUCUCUAGACACGUGAAACCAAGGCUGAUAAGAGGGCCCUAGGUAUUGCUAAGCUGUAGUAGCUGCCAGGAGUAUGGGACAGAGAGGCGAAUGCUGCAGCCCUAACACUGCCUCACUUUGCUGAUGCUGCUGGCUUGCAUGUCUCUGUGUGUUUCUCUGUGCUGCCUUUUUGUAUGGGUACGGCAACAGGAAUCUGUGCAUGCUGUUCUCUGUACUAGGGGAAAAUACACUGUGAUAUACCCUAACACUUUGCACACUCAUUGAGUGUACUGGGGAGAAUUACCUCUGUCUGGGACUUGAAAGCACUGUUGGCUGCUAGAGCUAGGCAUGGGAGAGCUGACAAAGCUUUCCUUGGUGGCCAGCGUAAGAGUCUUGAGGUGUGGCUUUUGGCAUCUGCACUGACUUGUGCUCUCCAAUUCCUGCUUCUGGGCACUGGGUUCAACAGUGGGAAGAGUAUAGCUUUGAUUUGCCUGAUAGUAUAUUAAUGACUUUGGAAUUGUCUUCCUUAAAGAAAUUUGAUAUGUCCUGUGUUUUGUCCUAUGAUGCCAUUAACACAUCUUGUGUCCACACACUUUUGCUUCUGAGAGUGCCCAGAUGUUACUGCUGCCUUUUAGAUCAGACUUUUAGGUAAGGCAUGCACUUACGCUGUCUCCUCUGGUGUAGAGUCACGGUUUCUCGUGUACGGAAACCAAGGGAUACAACAGCUCUAAUGGUGCAGGUGGAGUUUCCAUGGUGUUUAGGCGGGCUGUUUUCUGCACUCCACUGCAUAAGGGGUUAUGUUCUUCAGAAGCUUGUACUAUUAUAUACAAAACUAUACAUAUUAUGGAGUUCAGUUGUGCACUGUUUCCAGAGUGAACACUGCUCUUUUAUCUGCAAUACAAGUGAUUGUAUCUCCAGUUUUGGUCUCAGGGGAAGCUAUCUGACAUACAUGCUAUCAGUGGGCAUGAAGUUGAGGUUAUGGCAUCUGGUAUGCCAUAGAGAGGAAUUCUGGGACCUGUUCACCUCCUUUACAUGCAGUACAUUGCUACAGAGCAACUAUUCAAGAGGAGCCAUCAGCAGCAACAAGUAGGACCACAAGAAAAUAAAGGGACCGAAAGAUACAAGAAACAUGUCAAUGGUGAUGUCUCCACCUUGGGAUGGAAAAUCUUGUCUGUCUUAUGAUGAACACCACCAAAUCGUUGGGACUUCUCUGUCUACCUAGCCUGCUGUGUAUCUGGAGGGCCCAGAAAUGCCAUGCAGUACACUGACGAGGAUAAUCGGAGAGAGCAUCAGCUCCAAGAACUGGGUGAGCCAGCAGAAUGAGGAGUCAGGCUGAGACAUAGCAGACACGUUACUGAGACUUCUUCACAGGGACUGAAGUGGUUGGGAGGAAAGGAAUAAAAGGGACAGCAGAACACCUGAGAGUUGUCCUGCAUUCAUACAGUUCAAGAAGGGAAGGGCUCAGGAAAAAAAUCCUUUCUGGCCACCAAGUUGAUACACCACCAGAUCCUAGCAGUCAUAACUGCCCCUGUUGCACAGUACUGCAGGGCUGCCCCCUACCUCCACAGCUGCUCACCUGGCAUCUCACUCAUUACAAGAUUAUGGAGAGGAGAACUGGAAUGCAAAGCAGAGGCAUUUGUAUGAUCUUUCACUGUCCAAUGUCUCUAGCUGUUUGUAAAACAAAUACAGUGACUUGUUUUGGUGUUGUGGUCAGCCUGCAGCCCUUUUUGUAUUUAAUAAAGAAACUUCUGGAGAAGAGUCUGUGAAUUCACUAUUGAGCCUAACAUCCUUUACUGAUAGCAGUGAUCCUAAAGCUGUUGCCUGUCUUACGCCCUUUCUAAACAAAUGGAAGUGUAUUCAGUGUGGGGUGGAGGUGGGGGUGUAAGUGCCUGUACAUGAGCAUGUGUGUGCAGAAACAAUAAAAGUAUAACCCUAUAUCUAUCAAACAUUAAAGCUCUAAAGUUUCAUCAAGGUAGGACUUAGUCCAUCAGUAGAUGAACAGGACACUCUUCCCUAAGUUCUUUUGGAGACAAUAUUAGUUUAAUACAUAAGGAAUCCUGUAUAAGCUAAAGAUAGCAUUUUUAAAAUGAUGAUGCCUUUUAUAUACAGGCUAGUGGAGAACACACAAAAUAUCGUCUGCUAACAGCACUGGUUUGGUUAAGUUUGCAUUUCUGGCUGUAAGCUGAGAGUUCUCUGCACUGUGCUGAAUCAAUGCUAACUUGGUUCUGGGUAUGUUGUACAGAAAGGCCACUGGCAGAUGUGAUUGCUGUCUUAGUUGUGAUUGAUGCUAGUGUUACUGAUGGGAGGAGUUCCCUCCUCUGUCACCUCAUAGACAGAUCACAGCUUUUAAAAUCCUGCAGACUGUCUGUAUAUCUGAGCAGGAACCUACUUGCCAUCAGACUCCAGGCUGCUGCACAGUGGAAAUGUAAGCCAUCUGGAAGGGGAAAGGGGGAAGAGAACACACACAACUGCUUCCACUAGCGGUUGCAGUGGUGUUUGGGAAUCCCAUUUUGUAACUCUGUCGCAGGCAGCACAUCUCCCACUAUAGUUUUACAUCUGUCCUGUGUUCUGCAGGUUUCCUCAUUUCACCAUACUUUGUUUUGCAAUGCUUUCUGGUCUCAUGGACUUUUAUCCUGGUGGUUUGUGGAUAUCUGCUUCUUGGAGAGGCACUGCAAUGCUGCAGUGUCUGCAUCUCAGUCCCACCAAUGUCAGGUUGUGGUCCAGACAUAAAAAAGCAGCACUCUGGGUUAUGGAGACCAUUCAGUGCUGGAAUAGCUUCUGAUGGGGAUGCAUGUGUCACAGCAAUCACAAUGGUACCUGCUGCUUUCUGUGACAAAUAGAUUUAGGGUGCUCCUCAGCACCUCUCUUCAGCCCACAUGGAUUGUGAUCUCAAGUCUUCUCUACAGAAACCUUUCUCACAUUUCUGAAAUGGAAUGAUAAAUGCCUUCAAAUACUUUUGGAAACCUCCAUGGGGAUGUUGGGAACUAAAACUUUUCUCCCACACUCUGUUAAGCUUCUGAAGGUCUUUGAAAUCUUACAUAAAUUACUGCUUUUUAAAGCACUGCUGGAAAUUGAGAGGUAAGCACCAGAAAGGCAGUGUGAGUAUGAAUAUGGGGCAAAGCUGGCUGAAACAGUUUAGCAUGUGGGAAUGUACCUGUCCUUGUAACAGGACUGGUGCUCUCUCAAUGGGUCAAGAAUUGAAUUCCCUGGUUAUAGUGAUGCCAGUUGUGAACCUAUACUAAAAGGUACAAUUUUCUGAAAGCUUUUGUUUUAUGUGAAAAAACACACUGCGUCUUCCUUAGCAUUUUUUGCAUUUAUGCUUUGAGUGGUUCUUGAGAACUUACAAAUCAGUUGAUAAAUUUAACCCAAAAGCUAGCCUGCUGGGAACUUCAGCACCUCAUCCCAAGCGCUCCCAGAUCAUCUACUGAGAGAGGCAAAUCAUGUAUACACAUUUGUUUGAUUUAAUAUGAAAAUUAAUGGUUGCCUUUUAUCGUUAGUCCUUGGAACCAAAAGUUCUCCUUAGCAGGGAUACCCGUAAGAAUUUUUCUUUCGGAGAAGCACAAAUAAUUGCCUUCUUUCAGUGUAUUUGCCAUCUCCUAUUGAGCUGAGGUACUAGUGAUUGGUGUCUUUCAACAAAACAGACUGUAAACUAUCCUAAUCAAUUAUCUCAGCUUUCUGGGUUUGUUCCCAUGGUUUUCUGUUUUAGGCAUAUGAAGUGUCUCUGAGAUUUAUUUUAGCCAGAGCCACACCUGGGCAAGGCAAAGUAGUGAAGCAAGUUAUCCAUCAUAUAAGCAAGAGAAUACCAGCUCCAAGCACAAACACCUUGAAGGGCAGCUUGUCCUCAGUCUUCCUGGGACAGAGGGUGGUGACAGAGCACGCCAAGGACAGCCUCUGGUUUUAAUAUCACUGUGGAGAGCAGAUGAGGUGCCAGGCACUCAGGGAGAUACAAUUUUUGUGCAAGUUGCCUGUAAUAGCAGGGAAUAGGACUUCAGGAUUUAGAAGAACCAUAUAGCACUAUGCCCAAUUUGGGAUACUGUCAUAAUCUCCGAGUAGCUUCCUGCCUGCCUAGAGCUCUGCUACUAUAGCUCUAUUGGCAGGUAGCUUGGCAGCAGAGAAAGCCACCUGACUAUAUAUGGCAGAUAUAUGGAAUCCCACUUUUUUUUUUUUUUGUGGCUGAAGUAGCAAUUAAAGAGUAUGCAGAGAGCAACCUGAUGCUGGACAUUUCCACUAGUGAGACUGUUCUAGACACAGGGACUGGACUCGCAUCAGCGGGUGCGAGAGGCUCGUGUUGCAGGGUAGGCAAGCAGAGAGAUUACUUAAAUGCUUUCCGAGAGGUGACUUCAGAGGUUCUGCACAGUGCAGGGGAGCAAGUCUUUGCAGGGCUGGAGGAGCAAGCCCGCCAAGCCAUGAUGAAAACCAACUUUCCCGGAGCUCUUGGGGACCAAAGGCCAGCCAUUCAUCCACUGCAAGACCCUGACUCCAGCAGCAGUGGCAGUGAUGAUGAGGAAACCACCCAGGAUGAAGUUUCUUCCCAUACAUCUGAGGAGGAUGGCUCAAUGGUGAAAGUGAAGAAGGAAUUAGAGAAUGCAGAACAACCUGUGCCUGGAACCCCACUGAUGAGAGAACAUGAGGUUCAUGAGAGUUUGAAUGCUGACCCUAUGCUGGGACUGUCACAGUGCCCCCUCUGCCAGCUGGAGUGUGGAAGCAGAGAGCAACUCAUUGCUCAUGUAUACCAGCACACUGCAGCUGUGGUAAGUGCCAAGAGCUACAUGUGUCCUGUAUGCGGCAGAGCCCUCAGCUCACCAGGAUCCCUUGGGCGACACCUCCUGAUCCACUCAGAGGACCAGCUGUCAAACUGUGCAGUGUGUGGAGCACGCUUCACCAGCCACGCCACAUUCAACAGUGAGAAGCUGCCAGAGGUGCUCAGUGCAGAUCGCCUGCCGGCACCACAGAGCGAGGGCCCCUCCAGUGUUAAGGGGAGAGACAUUGCCUUUCACACCCCUGUGUAUCCUGCAGGCAUCCUCCUAGUGUGCAACAAUUGUGCUGCUUAUCGUAAGCUGCUGGAGGCACAGACACCUGGCAUGCGAAAGUGGGCGCUGCGUCGGCAGAAUGAGCCCUUGGAAGUGCGGCUGCAGCGUCUGGAGCGGGAGCGCACGGCCAAGAAGAGCCGGCGGGACAAUGAGACGCCUGAAGAACGGGAAGUGAGGCGUAUGCGGGAUCGAGAAGCUAAGCGCCUGCAGCGCAUGCAAGAGACAGAUGAGCAGCGGGCACGGCGGCUGCAGAGAGACCGGGAAGCCAUGCGACUGAAACGUGCAAAUGAGACCCCAGAGAAACGACAGGCCCGGCUCAUUCGGGAGCGCGAGGCCAAGAGGCUCAAGCGGCGCUUGGAGAAAAUGGACAUGAUGCUCCGGGCACAGUUUGGCCAGGACCCCUCUGCCAUGGCCGCUUUGGCAGCUGAAAUGAACUUCUUCCAGCUGCCAGUUAGCAACGUGGAGCUGGAGAGCCAGCUGCUGGGCAAAAUGACCUUUGAAGAGCAGAGCAACAGUGCACUGCAUUAAGCUACAGCCAAGGACUGUGCCACCUCUGCUGCACCUGCCACAGGUGCACUAGCAGGCUUCUACACUCAGGAGGCUCCUGUGGGUCCCUGGCUGGCUCUCCCUGAUAGAUGGUUCUGGUUUUCUCCUGAACAUAGGAGGAGAACAGGGCUGAGAGAUGUCUGCCAACGUAGCCCUGGUGGGAGCAGCUUCUGAGGAUACAGUCUGCUCUGUGGGCCAAGUCGCAGCCUGUGAA